AAUCUCUUCAUCCACUAGCCCUAUACAAGGUACAAAGGAUGUUCUUCUAUAGAACAAGCCAUAAGAUGUUUACUUUAUGCAAAAGGAUUUCACAGAAAACAUGAAAACGGAUACACGGAUAUAUCGUAGUAGUCCUUUGAAAGGUGUGAACAUUUGAAAUGGAUUUGUUAUUGGUUCAUGUUGGAUAAUGUCUUCCUUUUUGAAGGAAAAAGAACGUGCCAGCCUCAAUAACGGUUGGGGAUUGGAUUGGAGCCUCAAAAUGACAGGUGAAGCUUGUAGCUAAGGAACUUGUCUACUCAUAACUUUCCUUUCAGGACUUUUCUGUCUUUGUUUAAAUGUACUAAGAUCUUGUUCAUUAGAUAUAUAAACGUUAACUGAGUUGCCACAAUGGGCUGUUCCCCAUCUAAAGGUAACAGUUUUGGGUCUCAGGGUACAUUUAAGAGGGGACGGACACUUCUACCAGGGGUACAAGAGAGCCCAGGGGAGUCCCAAUCGGAUGAUGCAGGGAGUAUGGGCUCCUCGGGGACAGGAGACACUGAUGGGGAGACCCACUCUGUACAAAAAGAAGCACCUUCAACCCCACUAAAAAAAAGAACCUCCUUGACCGAGUUGGUUCCAGAGAGGAUCAUCCUAGAUAAAAAAGUGGGGAUUCAGGAGACAGAUAUCAAAACAGGAUUACAUGGAAAAGAGAAACAAGUUGAUAAGCAAGAUAUGACUGACAAAAAAGGUGGACGAAAACCAAAGAAAAAUGGAAAAGGAGUCAAAACAACUAAAAAGAAAGAGAAGGACAAAAAACCUCUUGUGGAGCAGAAAGUUGACUUUCCAGAACCAUUAGUUAAAGCCCACCAGGCUGCUUAUGCCUUCUUAAACCCAAGCAUUAGUAAAUAUGAGAUUUUACUGGGGCUUCUGGACCAGGCAACCCAUACCCAGGUGUCUUUGCAGCCAAUGGUAACCUUCAUGGCUAUGCGCUACGAGGAAAUCAAUCGAGGGCUAGAGCAAAUGGCAGAUGAGGGUGAAAAGCUUUUGAAGGACAGCGGGGAGCAUUUUGCCUGGCCAAGCCCAAUAAAAAACCUAUCCAGUUCACCACCUCUCAAAUCUGGAUCCACAAAUGCUGAUCCUCCACCAGACCUCUUGCAACAGCUACUUCAAUAUACUACUCAAAGGAUGCGAAAUGUGGGUCAGUCUGUGGGGGGCAUUGGUGACUCUGCUUUGGAGGAGGCAGUUGAAUACUUUACAUCUGUCUCGGAGUUGCUGGAGGAGAAAUUAAAAGCCAAGCGUGCAGCGGAGACAAGACUGAUGCAGUUGCUGACUCGCAUAGAGGCUGCCUCACUCCGUAAGCCUGGACCAGAGGACUCUGCAUUGUUCAGUGAGGACAGUGGAAUUGGGGCUGAGAGUGAGUCACUUGCUGGGUCUGAAAGGCAACUCCGUAGAGAAAGCGAUGAGUCUACUGGCACUUUCCGAACUGCUCCUUACAGUUCUAUUGGCAGCAAUACUACCCCAUCUCGGCAAAGGGAUCCAAGCCGAAAGUUUACAAAGAAAGUAAGCCCCAGCAACUCCCUAAACUCCCUAGACUCUGCCUGUAUCAUAAUGGCUAAAGAGCAGAAAGACACAGAAUCCCUGCUAGGAAGUGCCUCCUUAGAUGACGGAGAAGAGGAAGAUGAAUGUGAGAGGGAAGAAAAGGGAGUAGGUGGCAGAAAGCGAUCAAACUCCUCCCCAUCUGAUCCUACUCAGCAACCUCGUCAUCUGGCACCAAAGCGCAUAGAGAACCCUCAAAAUGUUGAAAUGACCCUGAAAAUGAAAGAUGCCAUGAGUGGUCGAAUUCGGUUUGUUCCUUCACAACUUGACAGUGCCAAAACUAAACCAACAGACAGCCCCAAGACCAGUAGGCGACAAUGGACAGAAGGGCAGGAGCGAUCACCAAAACGACCCCAAACAGCAGCUCCUGUUCAGAGGACAAUUAAAAAGAGCCCUGUUCCUAAAGGCCGCCGGUCACAGUCUGCUGAAUCCCUUCGCAGCAGAGGUGAAGAUCCGACACUGCUUGAACUAGAAAGGACACAGAGGGAUCUGAGUCAGAGACUACAGAGGAUGAGCAAAGGCAGAAUGGAGGGUGACACCAUGACAGGUCCCACUAAACAGAACCCAGUAGAUUCAGCCAAGUCCUUAGCAUCUAAUCGUGUACGCCCCACCCUGCAGAAGAACAACAAUACUCUUCAGAUCCAGGACAAGGCCGGUGUUAUGAAGAGCAACUCCAAGGAACAGGGGACAGGCAAGGACAUAGAAGAGAAAAAGAAAGACAAGAAAACCACCAAGGGGCCGUUAAAAGCCACCCAACCUAGCCCUACAUCGGGGCCAUUGAAGGCCACCCCGCCUCCCAGCCCUCCAAUGUCACCUCGUCCAUCAUCAGGACUGCACCGUGGAAGGAAUUCUGUAAAAAGGCUGAUUGAUACUUUCAGCCAGGGGAUGGAUGAGUCCAAACAAGAGGCAAACAAAAUGUUGGGGCCUUUAAAAGGGGUUCGAAAGUGUGGGGUCCCUGUUAUGCCUGGGGUAAGUGAUGUUGAGGCCAUGCUGAACAGUGGGGUCAGCAGUUGUAGGACAGAUGAUAUGGACCUUGAAAGUCUGCCACCCCCUGCUCUUGAGGUCUUGAUGGACAAUUCCUUUGAAUGUGCACAAAGUCUCACAGUCAGCGACACAGCUGACAGGGUUGCAAGUAGGGGCCGAUCCCCAGUUCCUAAGAGGGCUCCCACCUCUCAGAAACUGCGGGCCUCCAUGCAGUCUGUCACAGUGCUACCCAGCAGGGGUAAUGCUCCCCAGGGCUCUAGCACCAUGUCCCCUUCCCGGGCUAUAUGGAAGGAUGCUUCUGCUAGUUCCAGGGUAGGCCACCAUGAGCCGGGGGUAGACCCAGAGACAGAGGAGGCAGCCAGUCUUUACAAGCAGGCCAGAAAAAUAAUCCACCUGCGGCAUUCCUCAGAGUCUCAGAUGGAUAAAGGUGUGGCCAAGAGUGUUUCAGGAGUGAGACUGGGAGAUGGCAGCCACUCUGAGACAGUUUCUCCCCAAUCAGCUGUGAGUAACCAAUCAAAUAUAUCUAGAACUCGAAUGCUGCCUUCCACACCUUCAACCCCAAGCGGCUUACAUCGACGACUACCCAGUCCGCCCUCCUUUCGAAGGCAGCCUACGCCUCCAUCUUCAACCAGCCCUCCGGUCAUACGCAAACUUCCAACCCCACCACCAGUUCAGAGAAGACUCCCAAGCCCAACUGCCUCAAGACAAGUAAUGACCCCAAACUCCAGCUCAUCUGGGUCUACACAUUCUUUUAAGGCACCUUCACCACCAGCAUCCCCAAGGGUACAAAGAUGGAAGCGGGAGAACAGCGGUGAGAUCUCAACCCCAGGGGUUUCAGCUAUCUCUCAGUUCAUUAGUAACGCUCGCUCUGUUUUCUGUCCGGCUUCACCUUCACUGUUUGAGGCCCAGCCUUGCCCCAUACCCCACCCACCUCAAGCAUGGGCCUCUACCGGCAGGAGUGUUGUCCCGCAAGAUCGUGGUAGGCUCCCUACAUCUGUGCGAGGGCCUCAGCCUUUCAUCCGACGCAGUCACUCAGACAGGAGGCCUAGUUUAAGCCUGCCGUCCAGGGCACCUGUGGUCUCAUUCGCAGAGACUUGCGGGAGUGAGCCAGCCAUCAGCACACAAGGGAAACAUUGUGAAUAGAAGACAAAAGACUCUCUUAUCUCUCUACAUGAAGGUGGCCGGCCUUGACCCAGACCGGCGUUAAAACCAUGUAUUUCGCUGGGACAAAUACGGUAAUUACAAUUUAACAUAUCUACGAUCUUUUGUUUAAAUGUUGUUAAUGAUAUAGCUGUUUUUAUAGAAACAGGGAAAAUUUAAUCUUUCUCUCGACGUUGCAAACACAGUAGCUAUUAUCCCACGUUUUUAUGGUAGCCUACUAUUUCUGGUAACAACAUCUUUGCCUGGUGUUUAUUAUAUCUAAGCGUUUGCCUCUUCCUCCGGUGAACAUGUUGUUGCAAACGUAGCUAGUGCUAGCCGCCGCCAAGUAGACUGGUCAUGUCUUCAGCAUGAUUAUUUCCGAUAACUACUCCUUGUGAUUGUCAUUGACACCGUCAGGGUACUGCUUACUGAGAGGGAGGGAGGGAGAGUAGUAAGCGUGUCUGUGUCGCUGUGUUUGGCAGGUGUUUGGAUAAUGUAAGGCCAUAAACUUCCGGGAAAUUACACCAUAGCACUAGCCCUACUCAUUUGAAUUGAAUGCCAAGCUAAUUCCGGUUGACUUAAAAACAAAAAUAGCACAUUUACUCUUCGAAAGAAAGCUGGCUGUUCUCCGUAUUUGCAGGGAAAAUAAAAAGGGAUGGUUUUUAAAACUAGCAAUCCAGUAGUGCUUUCAUUAUUUUGUUGAGAGUAUUAUCUAGCUAGCGGUACAGUACAUAUGGGCUAGUAGCUAUAAAACCGUGCUUGCCACUAUAUAAUAUCAUACUUGGUCAACUUAGUGUAAAAACAGUCAUGUUUACAUUAAAUGUAAUAGUGCAUAUGGUA
Molecule: messenger RNA, 4539 nt
Organism: Esox lucius (northern pike)
Lineage: Eukaryota; Metazoa; Chordata; Actinopteri; Esociformes; Esocidae
Gene: pcare1
Product: photoreceptor cilium actin regulator 1
Exons: 3
Coding region: 388-3702 (1104 amino acids)
Source: RefSeq, a predicted model, not a curated record